UUUGUUAAAUUUUUGCUAUGUUAUUAAGAAAAGGCGUGGUCUUGAAGACUUUUGAAUUUCCCACUAACAUGGGCUUUUGUGCUUGACUAGCUUUAGUGAAGUGUACAUGUGUUCUUCCGCUGCACUGUUUUGAAUUUUUUAAUUUUUCGGGGUUCUGCUGACGGAAGGGAGCACUAAAAGAAGAAAUUCUGAGUUUCUGGGUGGUAAUAACUGGUAAUGGGCUGCUUGCAUUGGAGGAUUCAUUCGUGUUUUUUUGUGCUUUUGAUGAUUUUUGCAGAGCCAUAUGUUACGGGAUUCACUGACCCUCGUGAUGUUUAUGCACUAAACAGUUUAUAUGCUUCUCUGGGCUUCCCUCCCCUUCCUAAUUGGAUUCCUUUUGGGGGAGACCCGUGCGGACUGAAUUGGCAAGGAGUAUUGUGUGUCAAUUCCAACAUAACGUCUAUCAUUCUAAAUGGAGCAAAUUUGGGGGGUGAACUGAGUGAAGACUUGGGAUCUUUUGCCUCGAUUAUACAAAUAGAUCUAAGCAACAACCAUAUUGGAGGCAGCAUACCAUCCAACCUGCCUAUCACUAUGAGGAGCUUUUCUCUCUCAGGUAAUCAGCUCAGUGGAAGCAUCCCAGAUAGUCUAUCCUCAUUAGGCCAACUGACGGAUUUGUCUCUGAAUAACAAUAAUUUAACGGGAGCAGUUCCAGAUGCUUUUCAACAGCUUAAUGGUUUGAUCAACAUGGAUUUGUCAGGCAACAGUUUGUCUGGUCAGCUGCCUCCUUCAAUGGGAGUUUUGUCAUCACUUACCACACUGCAUUUGCAAAACAAUCGGCUUACUGGAACUCUGGAUGUUCUAAAAGAUCUCCCCCUCAGAGCUUUGAACAUAGAAAAUAAUCUGUUUUCUGGACCUAUACCCGAGAAGUUACUUAGUAUUCCGGACUUUAGACGAGAAGGGAACCCCUUUAAUACUACGAUUAUACCAUCUCCACCAGCAUCAUCUCCUUCAUUACCCCCAUCUAUUGCACCUUCUCCUCACGUGGCUCCUACAGAACGAGCUAAUGGACCAUCAGCAUCCCAAUUACCACAAUUUGGAAGGGAAGGACAUAAUAGUACAACAAAAAGUGUUUCGUGGAUUGCUAUUGCUGGUUUAUUGGCAGUUGUAUUACUAGCUUUGGGGCUAUGUGCUCUCAUGUUCAAAUGCUGUAAAAGAAGGAAAUUGAAAGAGAAAACCAUGAAAAAGUAUGAAAUGGGAGCAUUUGGUGCUCUCGGUCACAAACAAGACCAGUCUUUGUCAAAGCCUCAUUACCAAGUAGAUAGAGAAUCAAAAGAAAUAAGUCUACAGCAGUCUGUUGGAGGUAGUAAGAGAAAGACUGCAUUGCUAAAUCAGGAAAAAGAUCACAGCAUAGAUAUGACAAAUUUAGAUUAUACGCAGCUACCCCCACGCGCACAUCCUCUUCCACUUCUUCCUGCUGAAAGGGUUGCUUCAGAUCCAAAUUUUUCUCCAUUAAGCUCAAGCCAACAUGCUUCUAAUCGUGUCGACUCUGUAAAGUUCUUUACCAUUGCAUCUCUUCAACAGUAUACAAAGAGUUUUUCUCCUGAAAAUCUAAUUGGGGAAGGCACACUUGGCACGGUUUACAAAGCCGAGCUUCCUGGAGGAAAAGUCCUGACAGUCAAAAAAUUGAACACAACAGCUUCUAGGCAUUUGAGUGAUCAAAAAUUCCUCGAGCUAGUGUCAACUAUCUCCAAACUUCAACAUGCAAAUAUAGUGAAACUUGUGGGUCACUGUCUGGAGCAUGGACAACGUCUGCUUGUGUAUGAUUAUUGCAGAAAUGGGACACUCUACGAAGCACUGCACUUGGAUGUUGAGAUAAAUAAAAAGCUUUCAUGGAAUGCUCGGAUGCAUUUGGCACUUCAAGCUGCAAGAGCGUUAGAGUAUUUGCAUGAGACAUGCCAGCCACCUAUUGUACACCAGAAUUUCAAGUCUGCUAAUAUUCUCCUCGAUGAUAAGCUUGCUGUGCGAGUUUCUGAUAGUGGAUUGGCUCCGCUGCUGCCAUCUGAUUCCAUGACUCAGUUGCAAGGUCAUGGUUAUGGUGCUCCAGAACUUGAAUUAGGAAGCUAUACCUACCAGAGUGACGUCUACAGCUUUGGAAUUGUGAUGUUAGAACUUCUAACCGGGCGAAAAUCUUAUGAAAGGUCGCGCCCCCGUGGAGAGCAAUACCUCGUUAGAUGGGCAAAUUCACGGCUUCAUGAUAUAGAUGCAUUAUCGAGAAUGGUUGAUCCUUCUUUAAAUGGUGCUUAUCCUUCAAAGUCUUUAUCCCGGCUUGCUGAUAUUAUUUCUUUGUGCAUUCAACGCGAGCCAGAGUUCAGGCCACCAAUGUCUGAGAUUGUCCAAAACCUCCUACACAUGAUACAGAGAGAUUCCUGAGCUCGAGUCAAGAUGGCAUGAGCUGAAGUUGGAGAGGAUUUCGUUUAACAGGACUCUUUAAACUCGUUGCCUGCUACUACUAGUGCUAGGUUGGGCCAUAUUUGCCCCAUUUUUUCUUGAGAACUGCAUAAUGUAGUACUAUAUGUACUGACUUCCUGAAGGAAAGUGUACUUGUUUUCUUUAGUCUGCUAGUCGAAUAUAAUUCUGUCAUUGCAUUUUCUGAUGUAACAAGCUAGUUGGUGUGUAAAAUUGUUAUAGUUGCAUCUUGUAUGGCUAAGAAAAUCAUUUUCAUUCCCCAUC
Molecule: messenger RNA, 2709 nt
Organism: Olea europaea var. sylvestris
Lineage: Eukaryota; Viridiplantae; Streptophyta; Magnoliopsida; Lamiales; Oleaceae
Product: protein STRUBBELIG-RECEPTOR FAMILY 3-like
Exons: 17
Coding region: 217-2409 (730 amino acids)
Biological process (GO): protein phosphorylation
Molecular function (GO): ATP binding; protein binding; protein kinase activity
Source: RefSeq, a predicted model, not a curated record